AUGCGUUUUGGCCAGCGAUGUACAGUUUGGGCGGAAAUUGUGGUCAGUGUGGACGAUCAGAUGGAUCGAACGUCAAGUAUGUUGAUUCAUUAUGAAAGACCUGAGUAUGCCAAAUCUGCUACUGUUUUACACCGUCCAGAUUCCCUUUCGCUUUUUCUUGAUUCUUUAGAAAACCCACUAUCAGAGAUGAAUCUCGAAGAAAGCCUGUUUUCGUCUCAACAGGAAGAUCUUUCAAAAAGACGUGCUUCACUCAUGGUUGAACUUGUUUCCACGCAAAACGCAACGGGAAAAGUAGAAAACCGAGUACAACGCAUGGAAAACAGUUCAUUGGUGGUCAAUUUAUUAGGGAACAGUGGAAAGAACAAUAACACUUCUUUUGUGAAAAUAAGGAAGUUUGUUGGAGGUAAGAUCAGCAGCUAA
Messenger RNA from Cercopithifilaria johnstoni, 420 nucleotides. Lineage: Eukaryota; Metazoa; Nematoda; Chromadorea; Rhabditida; Onchocercidae. The record is from the annotation of a GenBank genome assembly.